Messenger RNA from Cryphonectria parasitica EP155, 688 nucleotides. RefSeq lists its product as uncharacterized. Lineage: Eukaryota; Fungi; Ascomycota; Sordariomycetes; Diaporthales; Cryphonectriaceae. The record is from RefSeq and is a predicted model, not a curated record. The transcript has a single exon. Bases 16 to 522 code for a protein of 168 amino acids.
ACCACUGCUGAAUGAAUGACGAGGCAGAUUGCCUUUGAAGAUGCGAUGGGGGAGGAAGGGAUGGUUCUGAAAGCAGUGUUCCAGGCUCUUCAGAAUCCAAGACUAAGUACCCAAGGCAAAUGCUCAAAAGAACUGUGGGGGGGAACCAGCUUUUUCAAGACUGGGUCACCAGCAGCAGUAUUUGAAUUUUUCCCAAGUAUGCACACAAGAGUCGCGCUGUACUGGGACAGAGGCCAGAUUGUGGGAGAGGUUUGUACCGAGAUCGAGCUUGAUCUGGUGGUGCCAAGGGGCAGAUGCGGUUCAAGGGCGACGUCAGAUACAAAGCAGACUGCAACAGAUGCAGAGUCAGUUCCUGAUCAAGAAACUUGCAGCUGCUCCCAGCAGAUCAAUUGCUCGGUGCCCAGAACAGUAAUAUCCUGUACCAGGAUGGAUGCUGUGUGCUCUAGGUGUCUCGAGAGAUUGGGUCUAUUCUUGAGCAAAUGCGAUUGUUUGGGGGUUGGUUGCAGAAAGAUGUGGCGUUGACGAUCAAAGUGGUGGGGUGAAGUGGUGGCGGUGGGAUGGAAUUCCAGACGCGUAGGUGGGUGGGCAAUUCAGGUGCAGAUGGUUGAAAGGGCUGCUGGAAUGCUUCAGGGAGAUGCUAAAUAAGUUUGUCUGAUUGAUAAUGUUGAAAUUGAACCUAGGGGCGGAG